CAUCAUCGCCCUGCAGCCGAUCUUUUCGAAGAUGGCUCUCUCCUUUCUCUUACCCCUCCUAGCCUACGCCUCCUCUGCACGUGAGAUCACCUUUCCAUUGAUAUCUAGCUUCUCACAACAAUUUGUUUCUGCCCAGGGUGGUGUAGACAUUAGUACUGGAUCCGCAUUUGCAGGAUUAAUGACCUAUGCCAACCUCCCAUACGUACAUUGCUUGGCUGGAGAGGGCCAAGAGGUAGAAAGCUACGAUAUCGCAAUCAUUGGAGCUCCAUUUGACACUGGUGUCACAGCCCGACCAGGAGCCCGUUUCGGCCCGAGUGGAAUCCGCCGGGGAUCGCGGAGGAUUGCCCCUGAAGCUGCCUGGGACAUUUAUACUGGAGAAAACGUGUUCCUCGACUGGGCGAAAGUAAUUGAUUGCGGGGAUGCACCUUUAACAUUCCUCGACAAUACUGUUGCCUUGAAACAGCUUGAUGCGACCCACAAGAUCAUCUCGGGCCGUCGAGCGAAUUCCAGCGAAUUCCCGACACCGCGAAUCAUCAUGUUGGGUGGAGAUCAUACCACAACUCUUUCUGCUUUGAGGUCUACCUACCAACAUUGGGGGGAGGUUAGCGUAAUACAUUUCGAUAGCCAUCUAGAUACGUGGGAUCCAAUGGUGUUGGGUGGUGGCAUAUCGCACUAUGCAGGGGUUAAUCACGGCACAUUCUUACACAUCGCCCACGAGGAAGGCUUGAUUCGUAAUACGUCGGUACACGCUGGUAUUAGAGCCCCUAUGCUCCGGCCAAAAGGAGACCUAAGAAACGAUUUCAGAUGCGGAUUUGAAAUAAUAAAGGCGAGAGAGAUCGAUCGUGUAGGUGUGAAAGGCAUCAUUGAGGGCCUUAAGCGGAGGGUGGGUCAGUCUAAGGUCUACAUUAGCGUCGAUAUAGAUGUCCUCGACCCAGCGUUCGCACCAGCGACUGGGACUGCAGAAGUUGGGGGCUGGACGACACGUGAGUUGCUGUCGGUCCUAGAUGGCCUGAGCGGGAUGCAAAUCAUCGGGGCGGAUGUUGUCGAAGUCGCUCCAAUCUAUGACAAUCCUGGCGAGACAACCCUGCUUGCUGCAGCCGAAGUCGUUCAUUCGUUAGUGGCGCUCAUGGUGCAACGCCCUGUAGAGUGUACUCGUGCCGUGUAAUAUGCUAGCACCAGCCUGUUGUGUGGUAGGCUGUAAAAUUGUACAGACCAGCGUGUUGGUAAUUGGGAAAUUAUUCUCUAGUUGAAUGUAGACUACCG
Molecule: messenger RNA, 1263 nt
Organism: Lindgomyces ingoldianus
Lineage: Eukaryota; Fungi; Ascomycota; Dothideomycetes; Pleosporales; Lindgomycetaceae
Product: Arginase/deacetylase
Exons: 10
Coding region: 32-1165 (377 amino acids)
Molecular function (GO): metal ion binding; agmatinase activity
Source: RefSeq, a predicted model, not a curated record